UGGCGAAUGUUGGUUGGUUAAAUUUUUUCUAUUAGUUUUUAAAGUGAUUCUAUUGGAGUAAACAUUUAUAUUAUACAUCACUAAAUAGCUAUUGUGGCAAUAUUUUUGAAGCAGUAAGGCAAAAAAUAGCUGAAGCAAAUUAAAAAUAAAAUGACUGGCUAUUUUCCAAUACUAGCUGUUUGCAUUUCCUUUUUAAUAGGAAAUUCCAUUUCUACACCCGAUGAUUCAGAUCAGUUGAGUUCUGUUAAUAUUGGUACUCAAUUGAUGAAGAUAGCUAUUAAUAUUCUAAAGCCGAAUAAUCACAUACUAAAUCAGACGGAAAGCAAUCACACCAAGGAUAGUAAUGUUCUCACACUAUUGUUAAAAUUAGGCAUAAAAUUAUUAGUGCCUGAUGAUUCCACACAAAAUCAGACGGAAAGAAAUCACACCAAGGAUAGUAAUGUUGUUAUACAAUUGCUGAACUUAGGCAAACAAUUAUUAGUGCCGAAUGAUUCCACACAAAAUCAGACGGAAACAAAUAACAAGGAGGGUGGUAGUAAUGUUGUUAAACUAUUGCUGAAAUUAGGCACAAAAUUAUUAGUGUCUGAUUCCACUCAAAAUCAGACAGAAACAAACGGAAUAAAAAAUAUUAUUGCUCUCGGUUCACAAAUGUUAAACUUGGUCAAAAAAAUUCCAGAACCACAAUAAUAAUUCUACAUUAAAUUGGAACAAGAAGUUUGAUGAAAAAAAAAAAUGUUUAAUAUUUUAAAACCUCAUUUAAAUCUUCAAAAUAUGUUCAUAUUUUUGUUGUACUAAUAAAUAAUUAUUUUUCAAAAAUCA
Leptopilina heterotoma is the source of this 819-nucleotide messenger RNA. RefSeq lists its product as uncharacterized. The coding region runs from base 151 to 687 and encodes 178 amino acids. NCBI's taxonomy places the organism in Eukaryota, Metazoa, Arthropoda, Insecta, Hymenoptera, Figitidae. The transcript has 13 exons. The record is from RefSeq and is a predicted model, not a curated record.